Molecule: messenger RNA, 2187 nt
Organism: Pelmatolapia mariae (spotted tilapia)
Lineage: Eukaryota; Metazoa; Chordata; Actinopteri; Cichliformes; Cichlidae
Gene: pglyrp6
Product: peptidoglycan recognition protein 6
Exons: 5
Coding region: 754-2187 (477 amino acids)
Biological process (GO): defense response to Gram-positive bacterium; peptidoglycan catabolic process; detection of bacterium
Molecular function (GO): peptidoglycan immune receptor activity; zinc ion binding; N-acetylmuramoyl-L-alanine amidase activity
Source: RefSeq, a predicted model, not a curated record
UUAGAAGAUCUUUUUUAUUUACAUCACUGACCUUUAUUAUCCGCAUCCCAGACUUUCUGCACUGGACUUUACACUUGGACCUCCACUUCCUGUUCUUGUAUUCAUGGCACAGUUGCAAAAACCAGUCUGAAACUUUUUCUCUUGACUUUCUGCAGUGCGUGCACAUGUACUGUGACAUGAUUUCCAGCAAUGAUCGUGUCACCAUAUAAACCUCAGUGAACAUGAAGAUCUUUGUUGUACAUUUCUGCGGCUGCUGCCGAGAACACACGUGAUUCAUAUUUUGUUGGGACUUCCACAGUUUUGCAGCCCAGCGCUGUGUUUUCUCCACGCUAACAUGAACAUGUGUAUUGCCUCACAGCGGACUCCCAGUGAUUUGUACUGUAAUGAACAGUCUUCUGCAGGCUGCUGUUAUUUCCAGAAGCUGCGGCACGCAAAACGAGAUGACUGAGAUUUAUUACAGAACUUGAGAAAUUCUCGAAAAUGUCCAAGUGGGUCACUGUGAGGUACACGGAAAGACCUUGACCGCUGAGGACAAACCACUUCAUGCUGCUUAUAUUACAGGUGCCAGUUUCCCACAUUGCUCAGACGGCCACACCAAUAGAUUAAACUGAGGCCUAUCUACUCUGUCUAUUUUUGUGUGUGUGUGUGUACAACUGUUACAUAACCACUCCCUUUACUGCAUGUGAUAAAUAAGAGAGAGCCAUUAAGGCAGACACAUUUGAAGUGCGGAGCUGAAGGUGUUCACAUCUCAAGAUGGACAGAGUCUACUGGAAGCUGAGCCUGGUCUUUCUGGUGCUGUUGGUCAGCACGUGUGUGGAGGCUUCAUUUUCAUAUCGGAUGGAAGACUUCAUCAGUGCAGUAAAGCAGGUGGAAGAUGAGGACCCUGGGUCAGAGCCGCUAGCUGUGUUGAAGAGGCUGCGUCAGGCAGCAGAGGUCAAUGACCCGUUUAUUCAGUACUUCCUUUUCAGUGAUCUCUCUGGGGUGCCUGAACUGGCUGCUAACCUUUCAGAUUACAUUAGAAAAGCUGUGCAUCACAGGGUGACAGAAGACGCCAAAGAGGAAGGGGUGGUCCUAACUCCUGAUGGUACCACUGUUGCCCUCAGACCGCUCCUCCUGGGCAUCGAGGCCGGUUUACUCGCCAAGACUCAAGGACGCAUUCGAGGUCUCUACCAACUUGCUCUGGCCAGAGAUCUGGGCCUUUCCCUCAGGCAGAGUCCAACUGUGACGCGGCGUCUGGGACCCGAUGGCUGCUGGGACAACCUAAGCUCUCCUCAAGUGUUCACCCUCUCGGACAGCCCCUCCCUGCUCACCACCGCUCAAGUCAACGGAGGCAUGGACGGCGUCGUGCUGGGGUUGGAGGUUUCUGACAAAUCCAGACGUCCUCUCAAGCUCAGCAGUCUGCUGACAGAGUACUACUGCCACCAGCUGGAGGGAAAAGGACUGGACACUGCCCCACGCCUCAUCAGCCGACGCCGCAGGGAGAACUUCAGACAGUUGGUUGUCCCGGUGCUGCUGGCCAGACAGGUGGUGAAAUCUGUACAGCUGCAGCAGAGUCUGACAGGACAGUCAAAUAUGGAGAGGAAGGAGAAGAAGGAGCUGAUGAGAGAGGUGAAGGAGGGGAUGAAGGAGUUUGUCCAUAUGUACAUGGAUUGCCCACCCAUCGUUUCUCGGUGUAUGUGGGGUGCAAAGCCGUACAUAGGAACACCCACCAACCUCGCGCUGCCUCUCUCCUUCAUGUUUAUCCACCACACUAGCACGCCCAGCCAGCCCUGUCUGACCUUUGAGCAGUGCUCUGCAGACAUGCGCUCCAUGCAGCGUUUUCAUCAGGAGGACAGAGGCUGGGAUGACAUCGGAUACAGCUUCGUUGCGGGCUCCGACGGGAACAUCUAUGAGGGCCGAGGAUGGUACUGGCAAGGAGCCCACACCCUCGGCUACAACUCUGUCGGCUACGGGGUUUCCUUCAUCGGAGACUACAGCAGGGUUCUGCCCUCUCAGCACGCCAUGGAGCUGGUGAGAGACCAGCUGGCAAGCUGCGCUAUCGAUGGCGGGCGACUCAUACCCACCUUUACCCUGAUGGGUCACAGACAGGUGGUGGACACCGCUUGCCCAGGAGAUGCUCUGUACAGUGAGAUCAAGACCUGGAAACAUUUUGGGGUAUGUAGGAAUUUUGAAGAGGUCCAGAAAUAA